Zerene cesonia (dogface butterfly) is the source of this 1535-nucleotide messenger RNA. RefSeq names its product octopamine receptor (gene Oct-TyrR). The transcript has a single exon. The record is from RefSeq and is a predicted model, not a curated record. Bases 91 to 1533 code for a protein of 480 amino acids. Gene Ontology annotation, cellular component: membrane. Lineage: Eukaryota; Metazoa; Arthropoda; Insecta; Lepidoptera; Pieridae. Gene Ontology annotation, molecular function: octopamine receptor activity. Gene Ontology annotation, biological process: adenylate cyclase-activating adrenergic receptor signaling pathway.
CCGAUACGAAUAAUAUCAGAAAUUGCCAUGUGAGGAUAUUCUCAGGCAAUGUUAAUAAAGCGACGUGAAAUAAACUAGAAUAUUAAUAAAAUGGGUCAGACUAACACGCAUGUCUAUAAUAAUUACACUUCAUCAAACUACUCGCAGCCCUAUGACAUAAUUGAGUUGGAUAAAGACGAUUGUGCGGUCGCUGAUGAUCCUAAAUAUCCUAGUAGCUUGGGGAUUACGCUUGCCGUGCCAGAAUGGGAGGCUAUUUGCACAGCCAUUGUUCUCACUCUAAUUAUUAUAUCUACGAUAGUUGGUAACAUCCUCGUAAUUCUCAGCGUGUUUACAUACAAACCCCUGCGAAUAGUUCAAAAUUUCUUUAUUGUGUCACUCGCGGUAGCCGAUCUCACGGUUGCAAUAUUAGUUCUUCCUCUAAACGUAGCUUACUCAAUAUUAGGACAAUGGGUUUUCGGAAUCUAUGUGUGCAAAAUGUGGUUGACCUGCGACAUAAUGUGUUGCACGUCAUCGAUAUUGAACUUAUGUGCGAUCGCUUUGGAUAGAUAUUGGGCUAUUACUGACCCUAUAAAUUACGCCCAAAAAAGGACAUUGGAAAGGGUGCUCCUAAUGAUCGGUAUAGUGUGGGUGCUAUCUCUCAUCAUUAGCUCUCCACCAUUGUUGGGAUGGAAUGAUUGGCCUGAAGUGUUUGAGCCUGACACGCCUUGUAGAUUGACAUCUCAGCCGGGCUUCGUAAUAUUUUCCUCGUCCGGAUCUUUUUAUAUUCCCUUAGUUAUAAUGACAGUGGUGUACUUUGAAAUAUAUUUGGCAACAAAGAAAAGAUUAAGAGACCGCGCAAAAGCUACAAAAAUAAGCACUAUUUCAACGGGUAAAAGCAAAUACGCAGCAAAAGAUAGUGAUCCACACGACCAAGAUUCCGUAAGUUCUGAGGCUAAUCACAGUGAACACCAAGGUGUUACGCGUCUUGUAUCUGAUACGGAAAAGAAGAAAAAACCCAAAAAGCAUUCACAAGCUAAGAAAAAACCAGCGAAACGAUGUUAUUGGAGUAAAGAUGAUAAAUCACAAAACAAAUUAAUCGUACCAAUACUAUCAAACGAAAAUUCUGUGAGUGACAUGGUGGAUAAUCCGGAAAAUCGUAACACAUCAUCAGAAAGUAAUUCAAAAGAGACACACGAUGAAGAUAUAGAAAUUGUAGAAGCUGGUUCAACGAAAUCACACAAACGUGCUAGACCCAACCAACAGAACACUGUUUAUCAGUUCAUUGAAGAAAAGCAACGAAUCUCAUUAACUCGUGAACGGCGAGCAGCCAGAACUCUUGGGAUAAUAAUGGGAGUAUUUGUCGUGUGUUGGCUCCCAUUCUUCGUCUUAUAUCUCGUGAUACCGUUUUGUUCGAGUUGCUGCUUAUCGAACAAGUUCACAAACUUUGUUACAUGGCUUGGUUAUGUAAAUUCUGCUCUCAAUCCUUUAAUAUAUACGAUAUUUAAUAUGGACUUUAGGAGAGCGUUCAAAAAAUUGCUUUGUAUAAAGCCGUGAGG